Messenger RNA from Camelina sativa (false flax), 2355 nucleotides. Its product is annotated as NAC domain-containing protein 14. Gene Ontology annotation, molecular function: DNA binding. Gene Ontology annotation, biological process: regulation of DNA-templated transcription. The record is from RefSeq and is a predicted model, not a curated record. NCBI's taxonomy places the organism in Eukaryota, Viridiplantae, Streptophyta, Magnoliopsida, Brassicales, Brassicaceae.
CGAGUCAGAACAUAGCACAAUUGGCACACCACUGCAACCAAGUGGGUCAAGCUCAAGCUCAAGCUCAAGCUCAAGCUCAAGCUCAAGCUCAGCUCAAAGAGCUUGCUUCAGGUUUGUUUUGUGAACCAAAGAAGACCCAAAAAGAAAAAAUCAAAACUUUACCGGAGAUGACGACGGAGUAAGCUUUGUUGUCUAUGGAAGCUUUACCUCUAGGUUUCAGAUUUAGACCAACGGAUGAAGAACUCAUCAAUCAUUACCUACGGCUAAAAAUUAACGGUCGUGAUUCAGAGGUUAGAGUCAUCCCUGAGAUCGAUGUUUGCAAGUGGGAGCCAUGGGACUUACCUGGGCUUUCGGUGAUAAAGACAGAUGAUCAAGAAUGGUUCUUUUUUUGUCCUCGUGAUCGGAAGUAUCCGAGUGGUCAUCGUUCUAAUAGAGCUACUGACAUUGGUUACUGGAAAGCUACUGGGAAAGAUAGAACUAUUAAGUCUAAGAAGGUGAUCAUUGGUAUGAAGAAGACUCUUGUCUUUUAUCGUGGUCGAGCUCCUAGAGGAGGGCGCACUAAUUGGAUUAUGCAUGAGUAUCGUGCUACUGAUAAGGAACUUGAUGGCACUGCACCUGGCCAGAAUCCGUAUGUUUUGUGUCGCUUGUUCCACAAGCCUAAUGAUAGUUGUGAUACUGCAAACUGUGACGAAAUAGAGAAUGUUAAUACAACACCUACCACUACCAGAUGCUCUCCUGAUGAUACAUCUUCUGAAAUGGUUCAAGAAACAGCUGCGUCUUGUGUACAUGCUUUAAAUAGAUCGGAUGACACUGAGAGGUGUUUAAACGAAAAGAAUAAUGAUGUGAAACCUGAUGUUUCAGUGAUAAACAAUACUUCUAUCAAUCGCCCUGAAUCAUCUCGCGCCAAAGACCGUGUUUUGGGGAAAACCAUAGUAGAGGAAACUCCACUUGCAAGGUUCAAUUCAACUCAUUAUGGACCCAUCUUUACUCAAAUGGAUGAAAGAGCGUAUCAUCCAGCUCAGUCAAGCAUCGAUUUUGCUUCAUCACAUAUGGAUUCGAUGUAUACUGGCGAUUUUGGCAACUUCGAUUAUGGACUACAUUUUCAGGAUGGUGCCGCUAUACAAGAUGCAUCCUUAGCAGAUGUCUUGGAUGAUGUAUUUCAUAACAAUAAUGAUUCCUCUACUGAAAGGAAAGACUUUGUACUUCCAAAUAUGAUGCAUUGGCCUGGAAAUACAAGACUGUUGCCUACUGAGUACCCGUUUCGCAAAGACGCUGUUGCUUUUCUUGAUGGGAGUGCUGAAGUCGCCGGCUCACAGCAGUUUGUACCUGAUAAUGUAGCUCCCAGAUGGGUCAGUGAACACCUUGUUGAUAGCAAGGAGGUAGUAGAGAUCCAAUCUUCAUCCGGCUCCUCUCGUACCUUGACGCCACUUCAUAGCAAUGUUUUAGGGCAGUAUGCUUCAGCUUCUUAUGCAUCUAUCGAUCCCUUUAACUAUAAUGUCAAUCAUCCUGAGCAGUCAUCCUUCGAGCAAUCAUCUUUUGAACAAAACUCUGUUGACCGCAAGAUUAGUCCCAGUGACAUUUCGGGGUUCAAGGCUAGGUCUCGGGAGAUUCAGACGAAUGAGGACUUUGUUGUGGAACAAGGCACUGCUCCUAGAAGAAUUCGGCUGCAAAUAGAACAGCCAUUGGCGCUAGUUAACCACAGGAAAGAGAGAGAUGCAGACAGCUAUGAAGAGGAUGAAGUACAAUCUGCAAUGUCCAAGGUCGUAGAGGUAAAUGAAAGAUGCUUCCUUAACAGAGAUAAGACAAGAGUAAGAGGGCCUGAUCAUAGUCUGUCGGAAUCAGCUGAGUUAAGGACUCAGGGGACUGCUCAGAGAAGAAUCCGCCUGCAGACGAGAUUACGGAAGCCUCCCACAACAUCAAACAACACAAGAAGACACUCAAACCGCAGUGAAGAAGAAGCAAGCCAUAGAAAGGAAAAGGAAGAUGUGUCAUCAUCAUCAUCAUCAUGGCAGAAACAAAAUAAGAUAAUGAAGAAGAGCUUGGUGCAGUAUAGUAGUAUGGUGAUAAUAAUGGCAGUGAUAGUCGUCGUUUUAGUAGGAGUAUGGAAAGAGUCAAGAGAUGCCCAAUGUAGCUUCUUGUUUCAUCAAUUGGAUUCCUUGAAAGGCAUGUUUACUUGAUGAAUAUAUAUAGCGACAUUCUCCAUGUCUCUUUUUUUUUUUGUUUUUUUUUUUUUGUAUAAUUAAUCGUGUUUAGUGUUUUUUUUAUUUAUUUUGUAGUGUUGAGUGAUGAAGCCUAAUUCUCUAGAAUUAUUAACAAAGUAGUCCUUCUCUUUUUGAUAUUUGCAGUUCAAAACUA